Messenger RNA from Solea solea (common sole), 3259 nucleotides. RefSeq names its product transmembrane protein 125. Bases 838 to 1536 code for a protein of 232 amino acids. Lineage: Eukaryota; Metazoa; Chordata; Actinopteri; Pleuronectiformes; Soleidae. The transcript has 2 exons. The record is from RefSeq and is a predicted model, not a curated record.
UAUUUAUUGACGAGUAUUUCCUUCAUCGGGACAAACCACUUCUGGACAAGCGACCAGCCUGCGCUCAUAUCACACUCACACCGUGUGUGUGUGUGUGCGUGUGUGUCAUCAUACCUUCACUUUUGUGCCCACGAGGGACCCACGGAGAGUCGAUCGACACUCUCUGUCUCCUCCCACCGACGUCCCUGCCUCCGUGCGCGGCCACACCUGCAGUAGAACCAGGAAAGUCCGUCCCGUGCGGAGGCAGAGAGACAGCAGCUCCACACACUCUCUCUGUCUCACACACACACACACACACACACAGAGAGAGCGAGAGAGAGCGGACAGGCAGUUAGCCGGUCACUGACAGCAGCUCCCAUCACAUCGCUCCACACCACGAACCUGCUCAUAUGAUCGCGGAUGAGAGGACGAGGACAUGAAGGCAAACAGCGACUGGAGCCUCUGACACUCUUCACGUAACCGCGUGCUGGGAAUGAAGAUUAAAAAGACGAGGGAGAGGAGCACGGUAAUGUGAAGUGAGCGCACAGAUGACUGCUGCCACUCCACUGCAAAACCAAAAUUUUGCACAUGUUUGGAUUCUUUGCUUUGGAUGCUGAUCAGCGGUUUCAUUCAAAAAGGAGCACAGACCCUGAACUGAUUUAUCUGCCGUAGAACCAGGACGGAUAAACUCUGUACCCUGGACGACCCACACUUCUCUUAUAUGGAGCAGCUUCCCAAAACAUCUGGAAUUUUGUGCUGAUCCGUACACGCUGGUGAAAGUCUAAGAACUUAAAAAGAUUACUGACUGGAUGACGUGGUGGCGGCUUCUCUACUCAGCAGGCUGGGAGUGGCAUUAAAAUGCCUGAACUGCAUAACUUUCCCCCCGUGAGAGAGAACAGUGUCCCUGAACUGGGUUUAAAUGAACCGGCAAACCCAGCUCAGAUUCAGCACAGCAUCCUGGAGGAGCAGGUGGAGCUGUGGUGGUUCAGGGAUCCCGGGAAGUCCCUGCUCUGCUACUGUGUGUCUGUGCUUCUCAUCCUGGGCUGUGGGCUGGGCGGAGUUGGACUUCUCUCCACCACCACGAGUGUCUCGAGUGAAUGGCGGCUGGGCGUGGGCACGGCCCUCUGCCUGCUCGCCCUGGGAGUCCUGCUCAAACAGCUGCUGAGCUCGGCCGUGCAGGACAUGAACUGCAUUCGGAGCCGGCAGCGAAUUGACAUGCUAAAAAGCGGCGGUUUAUCCGACCUCCUUGUGGUUUUCAUUACUGGCCUGUCACUGUUAAUUUGUGGAGGGGUCCUGCUGCAUCUGGCCCUGGCUAACCACAUGCCCAAGCCCGGUCAAGCCCUUAAUGACAUGUACAUCUCUGGAGUGGUUUUGCUGGCAGGAGGGGGGGCCGCAGUCGUGGGUGUCGGGAUUUACUCCGUUGUGAUUAUCCUGCUGGAGAGAACGAGACACGGACGGCGGUUGGUGGACCGGGUUUGGAAUAUUUUCACCGUUUCCGGGCGCAUGGAGCACCAGGCUCGCAGAGAGACUACGUCCAGUCUGGCUAAUCUCAUAUGAGACGUAACCAGAUUAAGACUGUGUAUGUUUGCCUCAUGCUCGUGUGCAAUUAACCACAGCACAUGAUUUAUGUUAGAGUUUUAGGGACACAUGUAGAAAAAAAAAAAUUGAAAGAAAGAAAAAAAAUAAAAUAAACCAGCAUGAAUUCCGAAUUUUUUUCUCAGAAUUCUAAUUGUAAUCUCAGAACUUGGGGGACUUUUUCUUUAAUCUCAGAAUUCUGACUUGAAUCUCAGAAUUUUCUCAGAAUUCUGACUUUAAUCUCAUUCAAAUUUUUUUUUUUCCUCAUAAUUCUAAAUUUGAUCUCAGAAUUUUCUCAGAAUUCUGACUUUAAUCUCAGAAUUUUCUAAUUCUGACUUUAAUCUCAGAAUGUUCUAAUUCUUACUCUAUUCUCAGAAUUCAUGCUGGUUGUUUUCUCUCAAAUGUUUUUUGUGUGGCCCUAAUACUCCAUCAUAAUUAAAACACUCUACAUGUUUCAUCUUUUCACCACCUCAGUGUGUGUAUGAGAUAAAAAACAAAAACCUGUGAGAGUUUGCAGAUGUUAUUAAUAGCUCCCAGAUUACAGCUGCAGAAUGAAAAGACUGAAGAGUAGCACAACGACAAAGAACGGAUUAACUAUAGUGUGAUGCUCACAAUCUCAAUUCACAUGAGCGGUUUACAAGCGAGAGGUAUUUUAAAGUUAAAAUCAAUUAACAUUCUCUAAUUAAUACACCACGAGGACCACAUGAGACUAAAAAGGUGCUGCCUGUGGCAGAGAAGAGCUGUGGAUUUGUAUGUUUUUUUAAAACGAAAAGCACAUAUUUUUAAUGCUGGUAAUGUUAGUUUCACCAAUAUGGAAUUAAAUACACCGAUCAUGUUAGCAUAACAUGCCAUGGUUCCAUGUGACUCCUGAAAUAAUCUUAUGUAUUGUAUAAACAAAAUGUGAAUAAUUUAUCUAUUAUAAGUGUUUAUCCCUGACCAUACAUUGGACCGCACUUGCUUCUGUCAUCGUAGAAGUGUCAUGGGUAUAAAGAACCACCUGGAAAUGUAAAUAGUAACCACAGAAACAUGUAAUAUAUGGGUAAACUAAUGUAAAGUUUCCUAAUUUGUAUUGCUUAUACCACCCUCACCUUGUGUAUGUCCACAUGAACGUAUGCAAAUUUACAGCCGACAAUUUGACUGCGGAUAAAAACCAAACCUCGACAAUAGGCGAGAUUUAACGUGGGUUAAACCUCAUUUAGUUUAAAUUACUUUGAGACAGACAUGUCAAAAAGUUCAUUACAAUAUUGGGCUGAAUCAAAACCUGGUUGUUGGAGAAUUAUCAUAACAAAGCACUUUAGACUGUAUGAAUAAAUAUGAAAGUUUUUUUUUUAAGUUGUCCAUCCACACAGUAUUUAUGUAGCACCUUGUGUUCUUCUAUAUUGUUUUAUAUUAAACUGAAUCAAUCGACUGUGUGUAAUGUAAAGUGGACACUCGAUGCAUGAGUCGUGGUUUAUUCAGACUUUCGGCUUUAUGCUGACUCAUCUGUUUUUUUAUGCUUUGGAUGUCAUUUUAUCACGAAUCCCUGUGGACGACGAGCAACACGCUCAGAUAAACCGAAUGUGCAUCACCUACUAAAUGGACAAUUUGGUUGAAUUUGAUGAAGCAGUCACUCAACCUUUUCAAGAAUUUUGGUCAAUUAAAUGUGUUUUUCUCAGGGGCUGGAGGGGAAUUAAAACAAAAGAAUAAAGAGAGGGUGAAUGCUGUA